Molecule: messenger RNA, 1214 nt
Organism: Melitaea cinxia (Glanville fritillary)
Lineage: Eukaryota; Metazoa; Arthropoda; Insecta; Lepidoptera; Nymphalidae
Product: solute carrier family 25 member 35-like
Exons: 5
Coding region: 157-1065 (302 amino acids)
Source: RefSeq, a predicted model, not a curated record
UCAGCUGAGACAAAUGACGGCUGUAGCAGUCUACAACUCUACAUGCCUUUAAAAUUAUCCACUUCCAGUAACAAACGGCACACGAUGCUGAUUAUACUAUUUACUUUUAACACGCGAAGGUGACUACGUUUUUUAUAUGAAAUUCACGCCUGUACAAUGGAUUUCAUUGUGGGAGGUCUAGCGGGCGUCGGAGCGGGAAUGUUUAGCAAUCCAUUUGAUGUUGUUAAAACUCGAAUGCAAUUGCAAGGUGAGCUCCGUGCACGAGGCCAACAUGCCGUUUACUACAAGAGUAUACCACAUGCUAUGUAUACGAUAGUAAAACAUGAUGGAUUAUCUGCUUUGCAGAAAGGUUUAGUGCCCGCUCUUUGGUUUCAACUCUUUGUCAAUGGUGUGAGACUAGGAAUCUAUCAACAAGCUGAUAACUAUGGCCUUUUACGUGAUGAGAAAAAUAACACAAAAUUUGCAAAUAGUCUUCUCUUUGGGGCUCUAGCUGGAAUGUCUGGUGGUCUCGUGGGCAGUCCCCUACAACUGGUUAAAACCCAACUAAUGUCGUAUUCCUCCAAAGAGAUAGCAGUGGGGACACAGCAUGGGCACCCUGGAACUUUUUAUGCUUUAUCAAGGAUAUAUAAGAAGAAUGGAUUCUUUGGUUUAUGGAGAGGAGCUCAUGGAAUGAUGCUUAGGAACUCCAUUGGUUCAGCAUCUCAAAUAGCAUCUUUUGCUGUGUGUAAAGAAUGGAUGGACAAUAAUAAUAUAUUCCAGCAGUCAAAAUAUCUCUCAUCUUUUAUCGCUAGCAACGUUGGAGCUAUCGUCAAAACCGUCGCUCUGACACCUAUGGACGUCAUCAUGACGCGACUCUACAAUCAAGGUGUAGACGCGAACGGUCGAGGCGUUCUCUACGGUGGUAUUGUGGAUUGUGCUCGUAAAAUAACUAAAACUGAGGGCCUUUUAGCCUUUUACAAGGGCAUGGGUCCCUCGUAUCUACGUCAGGCCCCCCAUACAGUCCUCCUAUUAGUAUUCUGGGAUAUUUUGAAAGAUUUACAGAAUAAUGUUGUUAUGAAAAUGUAGUAUUAUAUUAAAUUACCUAAUUUCUAGAAAAAAAGAAACUACUUACUAAGAGUUAAUAAUAUAAUUUUAAUAUAGAACGUGACCUGGAAAAUGAAGUAUUGAAUCCGUAUAGAAAACGAGUUUUCAAUAAACCAAUGAUAUUUUUAAUA